Choloepus didactylus (southern two-toed sloth) is the source of this 4782-nucleotide messenger RNA. It is a transcript of the gene CCDC88B, whose product is annotated as coiled-coil domain containing 88B. Gene Ontology annotation, cellular component: cytoplasm; centrosome. The transcript is spliced from 29 exons. Gene Ontology annotation, molecular function: microtubule binding; dynein light intermediate chain binding. The record is from RefSeq and is a predicted model, not a curated record. Lineage: Eukaryota; Metazoa; Chordata; Mammalia; Pilosa; Megalonychidae. Gene Ontology annotation, biological process: cytoskeleton-dependent intracellular transport; cytoplasmic microtubule organization. Bases 61 to 4731 code for a protein of 1556 amino acids.
AGAAGUGGGGGUUCCAGGGCAGGUGUAGCUGCCGCAGUGGGACGACACCCUGACCUCGGCAUGGAGGGGGGCGAGGGGCCCCGGCUCAGAGACUUCCUGAGCAGGAGCCUGGCCACCUGGGCUCUGGGGCUGGCCGGGCUGGUGGGGGAGGCAGAGGAGCCCGAGGGCAAAGAGGAGGAGGAAGAGGAGGAGGAGGAGGAGGAAGAGGGGCCCCUUUGCCCCCAGAAGAGGUUCUUGCAACUCUGCGAUGGCGCCCUGCUCCUCCGAGUGCUGGGCAUCAUAGCCCCCAGUUCCCGAGGGGGACCUCGAAUGGUCAGCGGCCAUGAGGGUCCCGCGGCCAGGCGCGUGCGGAACCUGAACCACCUGUGGGGCCGACUGAGGGGCUUCUACCAGGAGGAGCUGCAGCUGCUGAUUCUGUCGUCACCCCCAGACCUCCAGACUUUGGGGUUUGAUCCCUUCUCAGAGGAGGCACUGGAGGGCCUGGAGAGCAUCCUGCGGCUGGUGCUGGGGGCGUCGGUGCAGUGCGAGCACCGGGAGCUCUUCAUCCGGCACAUCCAGGGCCUCAGCCUCGAGGUCCAGAGCGAGCUGGCCGCUGCCAUCCAGGAGGUGACCCAGCCCGGGGCAGGCGUGGUGCUGGCGCUGGCAGGACCGGAGCCUGGGGAGCUGACGUCUCCAGAAGCGGAGAUGCUGUCCCGGAGCCUGAUGGGGUCACUGUCAAGGCUGGCAUGGGAGCGGGACCUGGGCGCCCAGCGGCUGGCCGAACUGCUGCUGGAGCGGCAGCCGGUCCCUCUCCUGCCCGAGGCUCCAGCUAGGGCUCCCCCAGAAGGCCCCUCGCACCACCUGGCGCUGCAGCUGGCCAAUGCCAAGGCCCAGCUGCGGCGCCUGCGACAGGAACUGGAGGAGAAGGCCGAGUUGCUGCUGGACUCCCAGGCGGAGAUGCAGGGCCUGGAGGCCGAAACUCGAAGGCUCCGCCAGGAGACCCAGGCCCUGACGGGACAGGCCAAGCGCGCCGAGCUGUACCGCGAGGAGGCGGAGGCGCUGCGGGAGCGGGCCGCCCGCCUGCCCCGCCUGCAGGAGGAGCUGCGGCGCUGCCGGGAGCGGCUGCAGGCGGCGGAGACUUGCAAGGGCCAGCUGGAGGAGGAGCGGGUGCUCUCGGGGACCCUGGAGGCCUCCAAGGCGCUGCUGGAGGAGCAGCUGGAGGCCGCCCGAGAGCGAUGUGCUCGGCUGCACGAGACCCAGCGUGAGAACCUGCUGCUGCGCACCCGGCUGGGAGAGGCCCACGCGGAACUGGACUCCUUGCGGCAUCAGGUGGACCAGCUGGUGGAGGAGAACGUGGAGCUGGAGCUGGAGCUUCAGAGGAGCCUGGAGCCACCCCUGAGCUCUCCUGGGGAGGCACCCCUGCCAGGAGCAGCCCCCUCGCUGCGGGACGAGGUGAGGGAGGCAGAGGCUGGGCGGCUGCAGACCUUGGAGCGGGAUAAUCUGGAGCUGCGCAGCCUGCUGCAUAUGCUACAGGUGCAGCUGGCUCACCAGCACCCCCUGCUGGAGGAGCAGAGCGAGGACUCCACGGUUCCAGAGCAGGACGGAACUCCCCAGGCUCCCCUGGUCCCAGAUCCCAGCCCCCAGUGCUUGGCUCCUCAGGUGGGGGAUGGAGGCCCCCAGGACUUGGACCUGGCUCUCCAGGCAUCAGACUCAGCCCUCCAGGGGUCAGAUGAGUGCCCCCAGGCACCUGAUUCAGACACAAAGACUGCCAGGGCUCCCCAGACCCCGGACACGACCCCCCAGGUGUCAGGUCUGGCUGUGGAGACAGGGAAGACCCUGGAGAAGCCUGGCCAUGGAGUCCCUCUCCAGACUGUGGCUUCUACUGUGGCCCCAUCUCAGAGUCCAGAGAUAAAUAUUCAGGCCCAGCUGUUGCAGGGAGGAGACACUGGGAAAAGAGAGCCUCCCCAAGGGGGGAUGGAACUUGUGUCCCGAGAGCUGAAACAGGAGGGCCCUGGGCUCAAGCUGGGGGAGCAGGAGACCCUGUGCCAGGGACUGGACCUAUCCAAGGGGCAGACAGAAGCCAGAGAGCAUGAACUGAGGCUGGAGGGGGCAGCUGGGGAGCUGGCCCAGCCAAAACCACAGCGGGGGUCUGACGAGGCUCCUCAGACCCAGGCCUGGGAGGGGCCGAUGCCAGGGGAGACCCAGGCCAGUGGGGUUCCAGAGCAGGAGACCCUGAGGGAGGAGGUGGCACAGCUGAAGAGGGAGGCUGAGGCCCUCCGAGCUGAGCUGGAGGCCCAGGCCCAAAGGCUGGAGGCCCGAGGCUCAGAGGCCGCCCGCCUCUCCGAGGAGCUGGCCCAGGCACGGAGGGCAGAGGCUGAGGCCCACCAGGCGGCGGAGGCCCAGGCUGGAGAGCAGGCCCGGCUUCGAGAGGCAGCGGAGGCUGCUGGCCGCGAGCUGGAGGCCGCGAUGAGGGAGCGGGAGGCUCUGGGGGAGGCACUGGCAGCGGCAGGCCGUGAGCGGCGGCAGUGGGAACGCGAGGGGCCCCGGCUGCGGGCCAAGGCCAAGGCGGCUGAGGAACGGCUGCAGGCGCUGGAGAAGGAGUGCCGCCAGCAUGUGGAAGAGGCCGAGGGGGAACGCCGGGAGAAGCAGGCCCUCCAGGAGGAGCUGGACAAAGCCGUGGUGCGGAGCCAGGAGCUGGGGUCCCGGCUGGAGGGUCUGCAGCGUGAGCUGGAGCAGGCGGCUCUGGAGCGCCAGGAGUGGCAGCUGGCACAGGAAUUGCAGCAUGAGAGGUAUCAGAGCCUGGAGCAGAGGCUGGAAGUUGAGCUGCAGGUGGCGGUGACCUCCAAGGAGGAGGCGCUGGCGGCGCUCAAGGAGAAGGCCCAGCAGCUGGAAGAGGAGCUGCUGCAGCUGCGCCAGGGCCCUGCACCCGAGGAGAAUGCUGGGCCCAGGACCCUGGAGACCCAGAGUGGGCGGCUCAUCGAGGUGGAGCGCAGUAAUGCCACACUGGUGGCGGAGAAGACAGCUCUACAGGGGCAGCUGCAGCAGCUGGAGGGGCAGCUGGGGGGCCUGCAGGGGCGCGCCCAGGAGCUGCUGCUGCAGAGUCAGCAGGCGCAGGAGUACAGCAACCGCCUGCAGGCCGAGAAGGCCAUGCUAGAGCUGCAGGGCCAAGAGCUGCACAGGAAGCUGGGGGUGCUGGAGGAGGAGGUGGACGCGGCCCGGAAAGCCCAGGAGGAGACCCGCGGGCAGCAGCAGGCCCUGCUGCGGGACCAUGAGGCCCUGGCCCAGCUGCAGCGGCGGCAGGAGGCCGAGCUUGAGGGGCUGCUGGCCCGGCAUCGCGACCUCAAGGCCAACAUGCGGGCACUGGAGCUGGCCCACCGGGAGCUGCAGGGCCGGCACGAGCAGCUGCAGGCCCAGCGGGCCAACGUGGAGGCGCAGGAGAUGGCCUUGCUGGCGGAGCGGGAGCGCCUGCUGCAGGAUGGUCAUCGGCAGCGGGGGCUGGAGGAGGAGCUGCGGAGGCUGCAGAGCGAGCAUGACAGAGCUCAGAUGCUGCUGGCAGAGGUGUCCCGGGAGCGAGGGGAGCUGCAGGGCGAGCGCGGGGAGCUGCGGGGCCGGCUGGCGCGACUGGAGCUGGAGCGGGCGCAGCUGGAGGCGCAGAGCCAGCGGCUGCGUGAGUCCAACCAGCAGCUGGACCUGAGCGCCUGCCGGCUGACCACCCAGUGCGAGCUGCUGACACAGCUGCGGAGUGCCCAGGAGGAGGAGAACCGGCAGCUGCUGGCCGAGGUGCAGGCCCUGAGCCGGGAGAACCGGGAGCUGCUGGAGCGCAGCCUGGAGAGCCGGGAUCACCUGCACCGGGAGCAGCGCGAGUACCUGACCCAGCUCAAUGCCCUGCGCCGCGAGAAGCAGAAGCUGGUAGAGAAGAUCAUGGACCAGUACCGCGUGCUGGAGCCUGGGCCCCUGCCCCGGACCAAGAAGGGCAGCUGGCUGGCAGACAAGGGCCCCCCUCACCAGCACCCAUGCGCCGGGCCCGAAGCUCCCUUUGCCUGCGGGAUGAGACCCUGGUGGGUGGGCAGCGGCGGAAACUCAGCUCCCGCUUCCCUGUGGGACGAAGCUCCGAGUCGUUCAGCCCCGGAGACACUCCCCGCCAGCGAUUCCGCCAGCGCCGCCCGGGGCCCCUGGGAGCGCCCAGCUCCCACAGCAAAGGACCCACCGUGGAGUGGGACGGCUCCAUCGAGACCUUGGCAGAACGUGACGCAGAUGCCGGCGGAGAAGGCCUUCCAGAGGAGGCGAAGUCGGAGCCAGGACUUGGAGACCAUGAAGUUCAGGAACCAGAGAAACCCCGCCUCACCCCUUCUCUCAGCCAGUGACACCGGGUGCACGGGGAACUUGGGAGUGCCACCCUCUCGUCGCUGGAGCCUCAGUGGGGGCCCCAGCCGGCCCAAGAGCUCGGGGAGUCAGGAUGCCCGAGAGGAGGCCUUGAACAAGGAGGCCUGGGCCCUAGGGCCCCACACCGCCAGCCUGAGGGCGCUCACAUGGGACCGGGAUGAACGUCUGCCCAGGGGCACGGACUGGCCCCCACGAUCAGCUCCUUGCCAGGGCCCUAACUCUGCCGCACAGCUCCCAUUAAGGCGGCGGACUCUGGGGGUGCCCCCGGUGGAGGAAGGUUGGCAGGAGUGGGCGAGAGAGCCCCCCGCCUGGUGCAGGUGGGGAGCCAAGGACCAUUCCCUGGGGCCUGGGGCCUGGGCCCAUCUCUGAGCUUGGCUGGGAUGUGAGGGACGUGAGAAUAAAGCAGGACACAACCACCGA